Molecule: messenger RNA, 1668 nt
Organism: Daucus carota subsp. sativus
Lineage: Eukaryota; Viridiplantae; Streptophyta; Magnoliopsida; Apiales; Apiaceae
Product: pentatricopeptide repeat-containing protein At1g77360, mitochondrial
Exons: 2
Coding region: 129-1571 (480 amino acids)
Biological process (GO): mitochondria-nucleus signaling pathway; chloroplast-nucleus signaling pathway
Cellular component (GO): chloroplast
Molecular function (GO): protein binding
Source: RefSeq, a predicted model, not a curated record
UUCCUAGCGAUCCAAACAACGGUUUAAAACUGAACCACGACUCUGUUUAGAAACUGGGUGGCACUACUCUGUUAUUACUCGAGAACAGAACACUAAUAUAUUUGGUACUUGUUUUCCGGAUAGACACCAUGAUCAGAAAUGUGUGUUGUCUUAAAAAAUCAUGCUUCAGAGCAUUGGCAUCAGCUAGAUUUUAUAGCUCCAAUAAGACAGCUAUAGGACCAUCCGAUCCAACAAAGAAGAUAUGCAAACUUAUGAUGUCUUGUCCAAAAUUAGGGCUUGCUGCUGCGCUUGACCAAAGCGGGGUAAGGAUAUCCCAAGAUGUAGUUGAAAAGGUUCUCACUAAAUUUGAAAAUGCUGGUAUGCUAGCGCAUCAAUUCUUUGAAUGGGCUGGGAGGCAACGUGACUAUGAACACAGUGUCAGAGCUUACCAUACCAUCAUAGAGUCUAUGGCCAAGAUAAGACAGUAUCAGAUAAUGUGGGAUCUCGUGAAUAGUAUGGGUAGCAAGGGAAUGCUAAAUAUUGAGACAUUUUGUAUAAUCAUGAGAAGGUAUGCCAGGUGCCAGAAGGUGGAGGAGGCAGUUUACACUUUCAAUGUUAUGGAAAAAUAUAAAAUUCAUCCAAAUUUAGCCGCUUUUAAUGGUCUGCUAAGUGCCUUAUGCAAGUCUAAAAAUGCAAGGAAAGCUCAAGAGAUCUUUGAUAACAUGAAAGAACGAUUCAGUCCUGAUUCUAAAACCUACAGCAUUUUACUCGAUGGGUGGGGAAGGGACCCUAAUCUUCCCAAGGCUAGGGAAAUAUAUCGAGAAAUGGUCAAAGAGGGUUGUGAACCUGAUAUUGUGACAUACGGAAUCAUGGUUGACAUCCUUUGCAAGGGAGGAAGAGUAGAUGAAGCCAUCAAAAUUGUCAAGGAAAUGGACUCCAACGGAUGUAGGCCAACAUCGUUCAUCUAUAGUGUGUUAAUUCAUACUUAUGGGGUAGAAAAUCGGAUUGAAGAUGCUAUUGAUGCAUUCUUUCAAAUGGAAAAGAAUGGCAUCAGUCCUGAUGUGGCUGUAUACAAUGCAUUUAUUGGUGCUUUUUGCAAGGUAAACAAGCUUCAGAAUGUGUACAGGAUUUUGGACGAAAUGGAAUAUAAGGGAGUGAUCCCAAAUUCAAGGACUUUCAAUAUUAUAUUAAGCAGCUUGAUUGACCGUGAAGAGACUGAUGAAGCUUAUAAGGUCUUCCGUAGAAUGAUCAAGAUUUGUGAUCCAGAUUCAGACACAAAUACAUUGAUGAUAAAAAUGUUCUGUGACAAAAAUGAGCUUGAAAUGGCUCAAAAUGUGUGGAGGUAUAUGAAAAAGAAAGGAUUUCUUCCAAGCAUGCACACGUUCUGUGCACUUAUUGACGGAUAUUGUGAUAAGGCUAAUGCUGAGCGGGCUUGUGUCUUAAUGGAAGAGAUGAUAGAGAAAGGAAUUCGACCGUCAAGGAUGACAUUCAAGAAAUUAAGGCAACUGCUUAUAAAGGAACAGAGAGAAGAUGUUCUUAAAUUUCUUCAACAGAAAUUGGAUCUCCUGGUCAAAGAACCUCUAUGUGAUUGAAAUCCUAGAUUGUCGUGUCAUAAUGGAGAGUACCUGCAAAAACAGGUGAUAUAGUUAAAUGUAAAUCUUUAUGCAAUUUUCUUUUCUUAUUUAUUAA